AUGGUGCGAAGGUGCCCGUGGAUUCUGCAGUUUGUUUGCGCACUAGUUUUAUUGACUAAUGAGUGUGCGCAUGUCUUCGCAGAAGAUGAUUCUUCAAGCGGCAGUGAUACUUGCCCUGCUAACAGGGACAUUUUUACGAGGACAACGUUUAUUAAGAGAGUAAUGGGUUACGCCUCCGACUCAUACCUGACGAGUCCAAUCCGGCGUCCCGGUGAUCAAAACGAUGAACCGGCAGAAGAUGACGGGACCACUUCCGAUGCGGGCGAGCAUUCUGUGGAUAGUGACGAUGAACAUGAUCACUUGGAUAUAGACUCUCCGGAUGAAGAUGAUGCAAUGACUCGGCUCAAGAAUGUGUUUAGUAAACACAGGCAGAAACCGUACACCCGAGAGGAGUUCACUGAGAAGCUGCGUGAGAUCCUCAUUACCCCAGAUCCACUCUAUGGUACUGAGUACAAUAAAGAUUGGGGCCGUGCUUGCAUGACAACGGAUUAUGAGAUCCCGAACACGGAGGAUUUGAUUCACUUCAAUGUAUUUGACCCUUUCAUGCCUCCAGGUCUUUUGUUCGAGGAUCUCCGUUGCCUUCAUUUAUACAAUGUACAGCCGGAGUAUCAUUUGUACAAGGUACGCAUGGGUGAUAUGGUCCUCACUCUGCGGCCUGACCUGGAAGACGCUUCUUUGCAUCUGUUUGAAGACUCCUGGGGGCUGAUGGUGGUGCGCGUUUUGUUUACGGUUGACGGUGUUUUGCACCGUUAUGAGUACACGGAGAACUCCCGAGGAUCUCGAGUUUUCCACAAAACCAUGGGACCCGCAAUGCACUAUGCCGCGCCCAACACGGACACCACUGACCUCAACAAGUGGCUGGACGAGAAAUACUACGCAUUAUCUCGGCGACGCCCACCAAUUAUAGAAGAGGUUUUGACUGCUGCUAAAGCUUAA
Molecule: messenger RNA, 936 nt
Organism: Babesia bigemina
Lineage: Eukaryota; Apicomplexa; Aconoidasida; Piroplasmida; Babesiidae
Product: membrane protein, putative
Exons: 1
Coding region: 1-936 (311 amino acids)
Source: RefSeq, a predicted model, not a curated record